Molecule: messenger RNA, 2330 nt
Organism: Notolabrus celidotus (New Zealand spotty)
Lineage: Eukaryota; Metazoa; Chordata; Actinopteri; Labriformes; Labridae
Gene: oclna
Product: occludin a
Exons: 9
Coding region: 232-1770 (512 amino acids)
Biological process (GO): bicellular tight junction assembly
Cellular component (GO): bicellular tight junction; cytoplasmic vesicle; apical plasma membrane
Source: RefSeq, a predicted model, not a curated record
UCCCCUGAGACCGGCUCGAGUGAGGACUUCCGGUGUGGAUACGUAACGCGACACCUGUGCGGAGGGGGCGUGGCCUAUCAGACCGAGAGCGAGCUGGUCUGGGUGUGGUGAGGAUGUGUUUAUGAGCUGCAGCAGUUUCAGGUGAAACAUUUCAGGAGGAGCGUUCAACACAGGAGGAGACCCAGAGACAGAUCCUCUCCACAGAUAAGCACCCAAGUGGAUCCAGCAGAAAUGUCCUCCAGGCCAAACGGGAGUCCGCCUCCCUAUGAGUCAGACGGAUAUAACCCCCCCGCCCAGCCGGCCUACUCGUACUACCCCGAUGACGAGUUCCAGCACUUCUACCGCUGGACGUCUCCGCCGGGCGUCCUCAAAAUCAUGGGCAUCAUCGUCAUCGUGAUGUGCGUGGCCAUAUUUGCCUGCGUUGCCUCCACUCUGGCGUGGGACAGUCAGGGAGCGAUGGGUGGUUUUGGGGGUGGCGGGUACGGGGGAACGUACGGGGGCUCAUAUGGCGGCGGAGGUUACGGAGGUGGCUAUGGAGGAGGAGGUUAUGGCGGUGGCAGUAACUACGGCUCCUUUGGCGGCGGCGGAUACGGCGCAGGAAACGGCUACGGCUACGGUGGACUCGGAGGAAACUACAACGACCCCCGGAAAGGCAAAGGGUUCAUGAUCGCCAUGGCAGCCAUCACCUUCAUCGCAGGCUUGGCCAUCUUCAUCAUCAUCGUGUCUCAUCAGAGUCUAUCACAGAGCAGGAGGUUCUACCUCGCCGUGGUCAUCAUCUGUGCCAUCCUAGCGUUACUGAUGCUAAUAGCCACUAUAGUCUACCUGGUAGCGGUGAACCCCAUGGCUCAGUCUGCUGGAUCCGCCUACGGGAGUCAGAUCGCCGGUCUUUGUGCCCAGUACCAACAACCCCAGACUACAGGAGUGUUCGUGAACCAGUACCUGUACCACUACUGCGUCGUGGAGCCACAAGAGGCCAUCGCGAUAGUUUUCGGCUUCCUGGUCACCCUCGCUCUGAUCAUCAUGCUCGUGUUCGCUCUGAAGACUCGCCAGAAGAUCCAAAGCUUCGGAAAGAGCAACAUCCUGUGGAAGAAAGUGAAGGUCAUUGACGAGAUGGAGCCGCCCCAAGAUGUGGAGGCCUGGGUGAACAACGUGUCCGCUGACCCUGAACCCCUCCCGAUGUCAGAAUACCCCGAGAAGCUGAGGAGCUCCAGAGGUUACCUGGAUGACGAGAGCACCAACUACGACAAACCCCCGUACGAGUACACUCCACCGCCUGUAGCUGUAGAGGAUCUGCCUCUGCAGAACGGAGCUCCUUACAGCAGUUACUCCGAGCCCCCGAGCUCCGCCGGGAGGCCCAAGAAGAGGCGAGCGGGCCGGCCUCGCCGCGCUGACGGGCAGGACUACGACACGGACUACAACUCCUCAGGAGACGAGCUGGACGACGAUGACUUCGACAGAGAGUAUCCUCCGAUAGCCAACGAGCAGGAUCGUAAUGACUACAAGCGGGAGUUCGACCGGGACCAUCAGGAGUACAAAGACCUGCAGGCCGAGCUGGACACCCUCAACAAGAACCUGUCCGAUGUGGACCGAGAGCUGGAUGACCUGCAGGAGGGGAGCCCGCAGUACCUGGACGCGAUGGACGAGUACACCAGGAUAAAGAACCUGAAAAAGUCUCCAGAUUACCGGGUGAAGAAGCGCAGGUGUAAAUAUCUGAAGGGCAAACUGAAUCACAUCAAGAAGAUGGUGAGCGACUACGACCGCAGAGCCUGAGCGACUUCACGCCUGGGCGACUUCACGCCUGUCCGGGUCAGAGGCAGAAGGGACUAAGAUUUUAUAACAGUGAGCAGACUGUAGGUUACUGAGCUCUGAGGACGUCUGAGCUGUUAGCCGAUGAAACACUGCAGACUUUGUUUUUACUUUGAAGCACAGCUAACGAUAAUCUGUAUUACACCGCUGUUUGUAUUAGCAGUAUCACCUGCCAUGGAUACUGUUAGCUGUAUUUAUUCUGCUUCAGAUUACGCUGUUAACACCAAUGAUGCAUAAUCCAGCUGUUUUUAAUAGCUCUUGAUUCAGUGACUCAACACGAGUCUCUUCUUUUUUACCGUCUUUUUAAUUCAGAUUUUUAUCGGCAGUGUCAUCGUGUAAAUAUUUGGGAAGCUGUGAUUUUAUUUUAAAGCAUCGUGUGAAGUUCAGGUGUGUUUCUGUGUAUGUAUAUAUGAUUGAACAAACGGACACUUUUGAAUGGCUAUGCAUGUUUAUUGCAUAGUGAUGUACUUUUACAUUGUUUCCUGUCAUGUUUUUAUCUUAAUAAAUUCCUUUAUUACAGUACA